Microcebus murinus (gray mouse lemur) is the source of this 288-nucleotide messenger RNA. The record is from RefSeq and is a predicted model, not a curated record. NCBI's taxonomy places the organism in Eukaryota, Metazoa, Chordata, Mammalia, Primates, Cheirogaleidae.
UCUCCAUCAGCCAGGAAGGACGUGUUGAGGUGAGCAUACUCAUCAAGGACAGUAACUACCAUGGCUUCCAGCACUUUGGCGAAACCUCAGAUGCGUGGCCUCCUGACCAGGCGUCUGCGGAUUCAUAUUGUUGGAGCAUUCUUCAUAUCCCUGGGAGUUGCAGCUUUGUAUAAGUUUGCUGUGGCUGAACCAAGAAAGAAGGCAUAUGCAGAUUUCUACAGAAAUUAUGAUUUUAUGAAAGAUUUUGAGGAGAUGAGGAAGGCUGGUAUCUUUCAGAAUGCAAAGUGA